This is a messenger RNA of Saitoella complicata NRRL Y-17804, 300 nucleotides long. RefSeq lists its product as uncharacterized. Gene Ontology annotation, molecular function: structural constituent of chromatin; DNA binding; protein heterodimerization activity. NCBI's taxonomy places the organism in Eukaryota, Fungi, Ascomycota, Saitoellomycetes, Saitoellales, Saitoellaceae. The annotation marks the transcript as partial. The transcript has 2 exons. The record is from RefSeq and is a predicted model, not a curated record. Gene Ontology annotation, biological process: nucleosome assembly.
UGUCUGGUCGCGGAAAGGGUGGAAAAGGUCUCGGAAAGGCGUCACAGGAAGAUUUUGCGUGACAACAUCCAGGGUAUCACCAAGCCCGCUAUCCGCCGUCUCGCCCGUCGUGGUGGUGUCAAGCGUAUCUCCGGUCUCAUCUACGAGGAGACCCGUGGUGUCUUGAAGACCUUCCUCGAGGGUAUCAUUCGUGACGCCGUCACCUACACUGAGCACGCCAAGCGCAAGACCGUCACCUCCCUCGACGUCGUCUACGCUCUCAAGCGCCAGGGCCGUACCAUCUACGGUUUCGGUGGAUAA